Euleptes europaea (tarantolino) is the source of this 657-nucleotide messenger RNA. Its product is annotated as claudin-16-like. Gene Ontology annotation, cellular component: plasma membrane; bicellular tight junction. NCBI's taxonomy places the organism in Eukaryota, Metazoa, Chordata, Lepidosauria, Squamata, Sphaerodactylidae. Gene Ontology annotation, molecular function: structural molecule activity. The record is from RefSeq and is a predicted model, not a curated record. Gene Ontology annotation, biological process: cell adhesion; bicellular tight junction assembly. The transcript has 5 exons. Bases 1 to 657 code for a protein of 218 amino acids.
AUGGCUUCGCUGUUCCAGCUGACGUCUUUCUGUGUGGCUUUUGUCUCCACCCUCUUCCUGGUCGCGGCCACUUGGACGGAUUGCUGGAUGGUUAACGUUGAUGACAGCUUAGAGGUCAGCCACAAAUGUCGAGGGCUUUGGAGGGAGUGUGUCAGCAACUUGAAGGACGGCAUUAGGACCUGUGACCUGUAUGAUUCCAUUUUAGCAGAACAUCCCUUAAAGAUAGUGGUGACUCGGGCCUUACUGAUCACGGCAGACAUCCUCUCAGGCUUCGCUUUGGCGCUGCUGGCAUUGGGCCUGGACUGCAUCAAAUUCCUGAAGGACGAGCCAGAAAUCAAGCUGAAGAUGCGCUAUGCGUCCGGAUUGGUGCUCGGGUUCGGAAGUGUCCUCGGACUGGUGGGCUCAGUGUGGUACGCCAUCGAUGUCUACCUGGAGAGGGCCAGGCUCAUGGUGCAUAACAUGUUUUUGGGCGUCCAUUAUGACUUCGGCUGGUCCUGCUGGCUAGGCAUGGCCGGCUCCACAGGAGGCUUUCUGGCAUCCCUCGUGGUGACUUGCUGCCUUUACAACGCCACAGCUUCCUCCCGGAGACGUCAACGGCUCACGUUCCAUACACGGGCCGUCACCUGCAAGAUGUAUGCCGUCGCUUCUCAAGUCUGA